Molecule: messenger RNA, 417 nt
Organism: Ostreococcus lucimarinus CCE9901
Lineage: Eukaryota; Viridiplantae; Chlorophyta; Mamiellophyceae; Mamiellales; Bathycoccaceae
Exons: 1
Source: RefSeq, a predicted model, not a curated record
CUCGCGCUCUGCCCGUCGACGCCGAACUGCGUCGGCACGGCGGACGAGUUCAACGACACGCUGCACUACAUUCCGGCGUGGACGUACAACGACGAGGAGAAAAUCGCGCGCGGCGGCGCGGCGAAGACGACGAGCGAGGCGAUGCAGGAGCUCGUCGACGUCACGCUGACGACGGAUUGCGAUGGAUUCACGCCGACGAUCGUCGAGCGAACGGAUGAUUACUUGCGGUUGGAGUACAAGAGUAAAAUAUUUGGGUUCGUGGACGACGUGGAGUUUUGGUUCCCGAAGGAUGUGGGCAACUCGAAGUCGCGCGUAGACUACAGGAGCGCUUCGCGUUUGGGACAGAGCGACGGCGACGCGAAUCGCAAGCGCAUCAAGACGCUGCGGUUGGCGCUGAGUAAGUAUGGGUGGAAAUCG